AUCACAGUGGUGCUGGCCUUCCUGGCCACAAAGCCAGGGAACAGGGUGAGGAGAUGGCUGGGGAAGAGUCUGGCCAAUUCCAUUGUCAUUUCCUGUUCCAGUAUCCACGUUGUCAUCUGCGCCAUCUGGCUGGGGACCUCUCCUCCAUUCCCUGACUCUGACAUGCACUCCCAGCCUGGAAAGAUCAUCCUCCAAUGCAACGAAGGGUCUGUUGCCAUGUUUUAUGGUGUCCUUGGCUACAUGGGCUUCCUGGCUGCCAUCUGCUUCAUGGUGGCUUUCCUAGCCAGGAAGCUGCCUGGGGCCUUCAAUGAAGCCAAGCUGAUCACCUUCAGCAUGUUGGUCUUCUGCAGUGUUUGGGUCUCCUUUGUGCCCACCUACCUGAGCACCAAGGGGAAAUACAUGGUAGCCGUGCAAGUCUUCUCUAUCUUGGCCUCCAGUGCUGGGCUUCUGGGCUGCAUCUUCAUGCCCAAGUGCUACAUUAUUGUA
This is a messenger RNA of Rhineura floridana, 486 nucleotides long. RefSeq names its product vomeronasal type-2 receptor 26-like. Gene Ontology annotation, cellular component: membrane. Gene Ontology annotation, molecular function: G protein-coupled receptor activity. The transcript has a single exon. The annotation marks the transcript as partial. NCBI's taxonomy places the organism in Eukaryota, Metazoa, Chordata, Lepidosauria, Squamata, Rhineuridae. Gene Ontology annotation, biological process: G protein-coupled receptor signaling pathway. The record is from RefSeq and is a predicted model, not a curated record.